GCUAACAUGAGGAUUGCAGUCAAUUCAAAGGUAAGCCUUUUAAUUUAUUUUCAAAUUAAGUCAAUAUUCAUAUUUAAUUAGAAAAGAACUGAUCAUUUCACCAACCUUUAUCAUUAGCAGGAAUAUACAUUUUAUUCAAUCCCAGAGGUCGUUUGCAGAUCCAUUCUUAAUUAUGCAAAAACUCUUAUAAUACAGGGGGAAGAGAAACAUUGUAAGAAGGGGAACCAAAAAAAAAAAAAACACAAAAAACCAGAUGACAGAAUCAUAUAUUUUACGCACUGACUGAAAUACACAGUGGAGAGUCCUUAAGAACUUAUUGAUGGGAAAUGAGAAAAUAAUUACCAUUCAAUCCUGACGAAGUUAACUCACCCCGGGAGAUAGAACUCAGCCUGAACAACAUCAGGCUCGUCACUUCAAACACAAGCCAAAAGAUUUCUUACCCAAUUUAAAGAAUGUUGACUUUGGAGGUUCAUAAAUGUUGCCUGAGAAAAUGCCGUUUCCACAUGCAAGGCUAGCCCUGGCAAACCUCUGGGAUCCUGUUCUGUUCACUCACAUGCUUCUGAGAUAAGGAGGCUGAAGUGCGAGCUAAAUAGAGAUGAGGCUUGGACAAGGUCAUUCCUGCCAGAGCACCAGAGACACGGAGCUCUCAAGGGCACCGCAGUAUUCAUACAUAAAAAGGUGCCGCUCGAGGACAUUUUAAAAAUAUAAAUAUUUCGAAAGGGUAAAAAUGAAGGUCCCUGAAUUAGAGGAUGUAAAAGAUGGAACUGAAGAGGAAAAAACCGGGGAAGGAGAAAGUGAAGAAGACCAGGUCUUCUUUAAGCCUAUUGUAGAAGACUUACGCAUGGAAUUGGCCAGAAAAUGCACCAAACUCAUUAGUGACAUCCAUUAUAAAGAAGCAUACAAAAAAUCUAAGGGCAAGUGUUCAUUUGUGACCGACACACCUAUGCUAAAGCACGUAAAGAAUGUUGGCGCUUUUAUUUCUGAGGCAAAAUAUAAAGGCACCAUUAAGGCAGAUCUUUCCAACUCUCUCUAUAAGCGAAUGCCGGCCACAAUCGACAGUGUUUUUGCAAGAGAAGUUACACAGCUUCAGAGUGAGGUUGCCUAUAAGCAGAAGCACGGUGCCAACAGAGGAUUCCCGGAUUACGCCCACAUGAAGGAGCCACCUGAGGUCAGACAUGCCAUGGAGGUCAAUCAGCACCAGAGUAACAUUUCUUACAGAAAAGAUGUACAGGACACCCACACGUACAGUGCGGAGCUCAGCAGACCGGAUAUCCAGAUGGCAACUCAGAUCUCCAAGAUCAUAAGCAAUGCAGAAUAUAAGAGAGGGCAAGGAAUAAUGAAUAAAGAGCCUGCUGUAAUUGGAAGACCAGAUUUUGAACACGCUGUGGAAGCUUCUAAACUUUCUAGUCAAAUUAAAUACAAAGAAAAAUUUGAUAAUGAGAUGAAGGAUCAGAAGCAUCAUUACAAUCCUCUUGAAAGUGCUGCUUUUAGGCAAAGUCAGCUUGCUGCCACCCUGGCCAGUAAUGUGAAGUACAAGAAAGACAUUCAACAUAUGCAUGAUCCAGUUUCAGAUCUCCCAAAUUUGUUGUUUUUAGAACAUGCUUUGAAAGCCAGCAAAAUGCUCAGCGGUCGAGAGUAUAAGAAACUUUCUGAGGAAAACAAAGGAAUGUAUCACUUUGAUGCAGAUGCCGUGGAACACCUUCACCACAAAGGGAACGCCACCCUCCAGAGUCAGGUCAAAUACAAAGAGGAGUAUGAAAAGAAUAAAGGGAAGUCAAUGCUUGAAUUUGUGGAGACACCAUUAUACCAAGCGUCAAAGGAGGCUCAAAAGAUGCAAAGUGAGAAAGUUUACAGAGAGGAUUUUGAGAAGGAGAUUAAAGGAAGGUCAUCACUGGAUUUAGACAAGACUCCAGAAUUUCUGCACAUGAAGUACAUCACUGGCCUUCUGAGGGAGAAAGAAUAUAAAAAGGAUUUGGAAAAUGAGAUAAAAGGGAAAGGGAUGGAACUUAAUCCCGACGUUCUUGAUAUUCAAAGAGCAAGGCGGGCAUCUGAAAUGGCUAGUGCGAAAGAAUACAAGAAAGACCUGGAGUCAGAUAUUAAAGGGAGAGGAAGGCAAGUUGGUACCGACACCCCGGAAAUACAGCUUGCCAAGAAAGCUACGGAGAUGGCAAGUGAGAAAGACUAUAAAAGGGAUCUGGAGACUGAAAUUAAGGGGAAAGGAAUGCAGGUGAACACAGACACUCUUGAUGUCCAGAGAGCUAAGAAGGCAUCUGAGAUGGCCAGCCAGAAACAAUAUAAGAAAGACUUAGAAAGUGAAAUUAAAGGGAAAGGAAUGCAGGUGAGCAUGGAUAUCCCAGAUAUACUUCGAGCCAAGAGGGUGUCUGAAAUCUACAGCCAGAAAAAGUAUAAAGAUGAAGCAGAGAGGAUGCUUUGUAACUAUUCUAUUGUGGCAGAUACUCCUGAAAUUCAGAGAAUUAAGACAACUCAGCGAAACAUUAGUGGGGUAUUUUAUAAAAAAGAAGUAGGAGCUGGAGUAGCAGUAAAAAAUACACCAGAGAUUGAACGCGUGAAGAAAAACCAGCAGAAUAUCAGUUCAGUGAAAUACAAAGAGGAGAUUCAACAGGCAAUAGCCAUUUCUGAUCCUCCAGAGCUAAAGAGAGUGAAAGAAAACCAGAAGAACAUCAGCAAUCUCCAGUAUAAAGAGCAAAACUACAAGGCCACUCCGGUAAGCAUGACCCCAGAGAUAGAGAGAGUGAGGAGGAGCCAGGAGCAGCUGAGUGUGGUAAAAUACAAAGGCGAGAUGAAACAGGCCACUGCCAUUUCCGAUCCUCCAGAGCUGAAGAGGGUGAAGGAGAACCAGAAACACAUCAGCAAUGUUCAUUAUAAAGGUCAACCAGGAAGACCUACUGCUUUAAGUGUAACUCCUGAAAUGGAAAGAGUAAAGAAGAAUCAAGAAAAUAUUAGCUCGGUAAAAUAUACCCAGAGCCAUAAACAGAUGAAAGGUAGACCAAGUCUGAUUUUAGAUACACCUGCCCUGAGAUAUGUUAAAGAAGCACAAAAUCGUAUUUCCAUGGUAAAAUACCAUGAAGAUUUUGAGAAGACAAAGGGGAGGGGCUUCACCCCUGUGGUGGAUGAUCCUGUGACCGAGCGAGUGAGGAAGAACACCCAGGUUGUCAGUGACGCCGCCUACAAGGGUGUCCCUCCCCACAUUGUGGAGAUGGACCGGAGACCUGGCAUCAUUGUUGACCUCAAAGUUUGGCGCACAGAUCCUGGCUCCAUCUUCGACCUUGACCCCUUGGAAGACAAUAUUCAGUCUAGAAGUCUGCGUAUGCUUUCCGAAAAGGCAAGUCACUAUAGGAGACAGCGGUCUCGCUCUCACUCCAGCAGCACUUUUGGGGCAGGUCUGGGAGACGACAAGUCAGAGAUCUCUGAGAUUUACCCUAGUUUUUCAGGCUGCAGUGAGGUAACCAGGCCAUCUGAUGAAGGAGCACCCGUGCUUCCUGGAGCCUAUCAGCAAAGCCACCCGCAAGGCUAUGGGUACAUGCACCAGACCAGCGUGUCCUCCACACGGUCACUGCAGCAUUCACCGAGUCUAAGGACCUACCGAGCCAUGUACGAUUACAGUGCCCAGGAUGAAGACGAGGUCUCGUUCAGAGAUGGCGACUACAUCGUCAACGUGCAGCCCAUCGACGACGGCUGGAUGUACGGCACGGUGCAGAGAACUGGGAGGACGGGGAUGCUCCCAGCCAAUUACAUUGAGUUUGUUAAUUAAUUACUUCUCCUUGCCCUUUGAGCUUUAUUCUGAUGUAUUCUACACUGAAUCUUUUUAAAAGAUAGACAAUACUUUUAAGACAACUUGGCAGUUAUUUUACAAUAAUGUAUCCUUACUUUGACAAUUAGACACACAGGUGCACCAGGAAGAGGGAAUGACUUCUGGGCUGAAAACAGCAGCAUUUUCAGUAAUUCCUGUAAACAAAAAUCAUUAACGUCUGGAGACCUGGUGCUGCUAAUUGUGUUUGUGGUUUCCUUUGAUUGGCAAUUGAACCCUUCUGGGAAAAUGUAUUUUUGUAGACUUUAAUAGAGACGUUGAUUGUCCUUUACAUGUAACGCGUAUAUGAAAUUACCUAUUUGUCAACUUUGGAAUCACCAGAAACCAAUUCUCUUAACUCAGUAACACAGCCAAUGAUUUAAAACCUGUUUAGUCUUUUCAGUCAUGAGAAAAUUUCCAACGCAAGUGAAAAUUGCCCAACAUAAUAAACAUAAGCAAUGGCAGAAUGACAGUCUGGUUAAAAUUAUAUUGACUGGUGGCCCUAGGGAUCUAGAAACUUCUGCCAAACAGAGAAACUUUCUUGUUCCUCAGGCCAAUUGGGGUCUAUUUAUUUCUCAUUUGUACCAAGGCCUCUCCUACUCUCCAUUGAUUUACAUUCUAUGAAUCCAAGUAGAUGCUCAUUUCCAUAGAUUGUCAGGACCAAAUAUCUUCACUGCUACUCUGCAGAAGGCAAAUGUUAAUGUCAUCUAUAUAAUUUCCCUAGUAGCCUUUACCCUGCUGCAUGUCGUGUAUUUUUAGGCUUCUGUAACAUAGGCAGCUGCACUGCCCACUCCUGUUAUUAAAGCAAAAAGGGUGAUGUCCCUAAAAGCCCUUUCAUCUAGCGGCCAGCUCAUCAGAAACAUCUAUUUUGAAAAUCUGCUUGAGAUUUUCCUGCUGCAUUGCACUCUAGUUUUGAAGGAUUUACACCUUAGGAUAUACACAUAUACUCUAGUCAAUAAGUGAUUUAGGUGUUUACUGAACAGCUUUCAUUAAUGUAAUGCCACCAUUGAUUUCAACAUAAAGAAAAUUUACAGGAGCCGGUGAGAGAAUGGACUAUGGAGUGUAUUAAGGGUAGAGGGGAAAUCUCAACAAAGGAAAGCUACCGACUCCACAUAGGGAUGGUCUGGUGUCUUAUUUUGGCAGAUGGUGUUCAGAUUCUGGAAUGGAAAUCUAACCCCAGACCCUGGUUAAUCAAAAGACUUCCCUUCCACUUUCUGACUUUUAUUUUUCUAAAUCACCUCUAGGCAGCAAGAUACGAAUGUAUGAGAGAUUUUUAGUACAGGACCAACAGGCUGUUCACUAAGAAAGAAACCGUCAUGUUUUGAUUUUCAAAGGAGUGACUUUGCAGGCUUAUGCUAGAGUCACAGCCACAAGUGGCUUAGAAUUUGCUGGUAGGGCUCAAAAUUUCACCCGGAGCUUGAAGUCAAGGUCAUCAAGACAUUGUGGCCCAAAGACAAUUCUGUAUUUUUCUGAUCCUUUAUUGUGACCUGCAACAGGGUAGCAUUCAUACAGGGUCUGACUUUAUAGUUGGGAUAAACUGAAAAAGCAAAGUUACAAAAGUGUAUUAACAUGCGUGCAUCUUGGGGAUAUCCACCUUGGAUGGUAUGGUCAAAGAAAUUAGCAACAUCCUGUCAGACAUCUUUUCUUGAAAUGUUUACUUGUCCAAAGGCCAUCACUGAUUCAUUUACACCUUUGAAAAGUUGGCACGCACUUUUGAGAAUUUGGCACUCUCUACAAUUGAGACUCUGUAGUUUUAUUUAUUAGGCUAAAGGAGCAAAUAAGCUUUAUUACACUAAAGCUGUAUCUAUGUGACACUGACAUUAAAUGGCAAAGAGAAAAAUUCAACCACACAACCUGAGAUUUUUUUUUUUGAGAGGGCUUUACAGAUUACCAAAUAACCAGCUUGACUGAUUUUUCUCUCAUUGAAAUGGCUAGUUACAAUAAAUUGAUUAACCUCAUCUCUGUUUCACUGUCUUGUAUAGAAACCUAGACAAACGUAUAAUAUUUUUGCAAAAAUCUGUGUAUUUAAACUGGAUGAAAUACACUUGCUCAAUUUUCUUAUAUUAAAUAUGUAAUUAUAUAUCACCCAGGCAGGCUACUUUUUGUGAUUACAAGGAAGAGCAGUUGUUGAUUAAUUUUUCCAAGUAAAUGUUGGACCAGUAUAAUUUCUUAUUCAACAGCACAUUUGUGAGAAGUGCAAAGAAAACUGACUUGUAAUAGUAUUUGGAAUUGGAGAAGUUACCAUAAAGUAGCAGCUUGGUAUUUCUUGUUUUACUCCUUCACUGAUUUCCAAAUCAGGCUCAUCAAAUAUAAAAGUCAGUACAUAUUUGGGUACUAAAUUUCCAAAAAUUCUAUGCUUCACUUAUGUUGGCAUAGCAAGAUGUUUCUGCUUCAAACCUUUAGGAAUUAAGAUCUGCUCAGCAUUUAAUUAGAGGGUAGUUAUUUUGCAGUGAAGACCAAGGCAGAACAAGUCACCACAUGUUUUGGGGGUCAUAAUUUGAUAGUGUUGGCAAUCAUUCCU
Molecule: messenger RNA, 6329 nt
Organism: Nycticebus coucang (slow loris)
Lineage: Eukaryota; Metazoa; Chordata; Mammalia; Primates; Lorisidae
Gene: NEBL
Product: nebulette
Exons: 31
Coding region: 728-3772 (1014 amino acids)
Biological process (GO): cardiac muscle thin filament assembly
Cellular component (GO): Z disc
Molecular function (GO): actin filament binding
Source: RefSeq, a predicted model, not a curated record